AUGUUUGACAUCUCCCGGGCAACGGGACCCGAGCAGGGACGCAUCCGCACGGAGCGAUCCAUUAACUGGCUGAACGACCCAGAGUUUGUGAGCGCGUCCUUCAUCCAGCAGGACCCCACCAGUGAGCCCGCUGGCGACGAUGACAAGCUCUACUUCUUCUUCACCGAGGUGGCCAAGGAGUACGAGAUGUACACCAAGGUCAAGGUGCCCCGCGUCGCCCGCGUCUGCAAGUCGGACGUGGGGGGCAUGAAGACCCUGCAGCGGCGCUGGACCAUCCUGAAGGCCCAGCUGGUGUGUGAGGACCGGCCCAGCGGUCAGCGCUACAACGUGCUCACCGACGUCUUCACGCUGCGACGCGACCCCAGCGACCCCGCCACCACCCAGUUCUACGGCCUCUUCACCUCCCAGUGGGAGCGCGAGGAGCUGGCGGCCGUGUGCGUCUUCAGUCUGUCCGACAUCAACAAAGUGAUGGACGGCCCCUUCAAGGAGCUGAAGAAGACCUGCGAGAACUGGAUCAAUCCGGAACCCGUCCCCAGACCCCGGCCCGGACAGUGUCUGAACAGCGCCCUGCGGGCGGAGGGCUUCGAGUCGUCCCAGCUGCCCGACAAGGUGCUGACGUUCACGGACCACCCGCUGAUGGAGAACAGCGUGACGGCGGCCCCCCUGCUGCUGCGCCGCGGCGUCACCUACACCAAGCUGGCCGUCACGCUGGCCGACGGCGGCGCCGGCGCCCUGCUGCUCCUCGGCACAGAUCGGGGGGAGCUCCACCGGGUGGCGGUAGUGGGCCAGAACACCACCUUACUGCAGGAGGUCCCUCUGUUCCCCGCGGACCAGCCCAUCAACAACAUAGUGCUGCACCAGGGCCAGGCCCUGGUGGGUACCCCCCAGUCCCUGGCGCGGGUCGCGGCCCAGGGCUGCGGGCUGCACCCCAGCUGUGAGGUGUGCGCGCGGGCACGGGGGCUGGGCUGCACCUGGACACCACCCGCCACGGAGGGCCCCACGACGGGACCUGUGGACCAGGCCCCGAGCCGGCCCGGGCCAGGGGACAUGGUGGAGGAAGCCCUGAAGAAGUGUAACAGCAGAGAGGGCCGGUGCACUCCGGCAGUGAGGGAGCUGCGCGUCUCCCUGGGCCUGCACCUCCUGCUGCCCUGCGUCCAGGUCUCCCCCAGGCCCUGCACCUGGACCCACCCCCCCCCAGAGACAACCCGGCAGCACCACUCCCACCUGGAGGUGACGGUCAGCGAGGAGAGCCUGGGCACCUACGUCUGCACCUGUCAGGAGGCGGGGCCAGAUCGGGGAGAGCCCACUUCAUGUCGCCGGGCGGCCUACGAUCUGGUGGUGGCGGGGCCGUUCGCCGGGGGGGCGGUGGCCACGGCGGGAAACCGCCACCUGCUGGCCAUCUACAUCCUGUGCUUCUGCCUGGGCCUCGCCAUGGGCACCUUCCUGCUCUACUUCCUGAGCCGGCGCCGCCCGCUCGGCCUGCGCCUGGCCAAGCGCUCGCUGUCGUCCGACAAGGGGCGGGACCUGCUGGGCUCCUCGGCCACGCCCCAGUCCCCCGGCAGCGCCAGCCUGCUGUCGGACGCCUUCACGCCGUCGGAGAAACGCAACGGCACGGCCAUGACGUCGCUGCACUCCACGCAGGGCAACGGCGGUCCCCACGGCAACCACAGCUACAGCAGCAACCUCAUCAGCAACAGCAGCAACGCCAGCAGUAACCCUGGCAACGGCCACGGGGAGCCCGUGCACUCCAACUACGAGCGCAACGCGAGCAUACCGCCGGCCGACCGGCUGGACGGACGGACGGGGGAGAGGGGGAGGGAGGGGGGGGAGGAUGUGGACGAGGGGCUGGGGGAGGGGCUUGGAGACUCCAUGAGAGGUCUGGAGGAGGAGAUGGCCAAGUUCCCGCUCUAUAAGUCGCCGGCGCCACUGGCGAGGUGCGAGGAGAGUUCGAUAUGAGCCGGGGGGAUUCUUGCGUAUGGUUACGAAAUAAAACAUUACGAGAGGAUCCCGGGUUUAAUUUAUGGAUCGGACGCGCCGUGUCGUACCUCCGGACUGAGAGCGGAGCGGGAAGAGGAUGCAAACUAGCCGCCGCGGCGCGGUUGUAGGCCUACUGCGCAGCGGCGAGCUAUGACACUAGAGUCUCUAUGUGAGAAAUGUAUGCGGGAUUGAUUCCAAAGCACGUAUAUACAUGUAUGUGUGUGUGUGUGUGUGUGUGUCUGAUCAAAUAUAUUAUUACAGCGGAGGGAAGAUAGUCAGAUGAAGAAUAGGACCUUUGAAAAAUAAUAAAAAAGAAGUUAUCCAGGACGACACGUGAAGACGUCUGUGUAGUGUGAGGCACUCCAGUGGAUAUGUGAAAAAACGUAAAUGUAAGAUGUCAAAGAAGAAAGCUUUUAAUGUUUUUCACCGACGACAUGCGCACAUGAAACGGACUUGACGUGUUGAAUGGGAAGAGAAAAGACAGUAAUCAAAGAGGAAAAUGUCUGCAUCUUCACAGGCAUGUUCACAAAGAAGCCAUAUUCCUUCCGUGUUGUCUUUGUUGUUGUCGUGUCCCUUUUGUGCCACAAGGGGGCCAAAUAAGUAGCACUUUGAACCACUGGACGACACUUCUCCGAGGCUUGUCUGAAACGCAUAUUUAAUUUUUUAUUGCUUGGUGAUGUUUUUUUCUUGAUGUUUCUCACCGACAUGAACGCAACUCCGCGACAACUCCCACGAUCCCUGGCCCGGCGUCGACUAAGGACAAAAGAUCGCCCCCUACUGGUGAAACAACGAUAAUAAUAAUAAUUUUAUUUUGUACAAUUGACUGCGAUGACCCGAUAGUGGAUCGAUUCGAGCUGAUUGGAGCCUGCAAUCGAGGGUUAGAUUGUUCUAAUCGCCAUGAUGUCGCCAUCGGGCUCUUCGAAAGCAAAUACGAUUGCGGGGUCAAGGUUCAAGAACGACAGACCAGGAGGGGACCAGGAGGGGCCCUGGGGAACUUGAUCACAUGUUUGACAUUUGGGUGCAAAGGCCCUUGAAUGCCUCAUGCAACUUGACCCAAAUUCACCACCUCUGCUCUGUACAACAAGUGUACCAAACAAAUAUCUAAAAGAUGUCUUCUGUAUCGUUUUUGUCAUGUCUUUUUUAAUAAAACGUUAAAAACUG
Gadus macrocephalus (Pacific cod) is the source of this 3138-nucleotide messenger RNA. It is a transcript of the gene sema4f, whose product is annotated as sema domain, immunoglobulin domain (Ig), transmembrane domain (TM) and short cytoplasmic domain, (semaphorin) 4F. The record is from RefSeq and is a predicted model, not a curated record. Gene Ontology annotation, molecular function: semaphorin receptor binding; chemorepellent activity. Gene Ontology annotation, biological process: semaphorin-plexin signaling pathway; positive regulation of cell migration; neural crest cell migration. Lineage: Eukaryota; Metazoa; Chordata; Actinopteri; Gadiformes; Gadidae.